UGUUAUCGUCCUAGAUAGCCGAAAUAGUUACUGUAAUACGCCCGUGGAUAACAUAAACUCGUUUUACAAAAGACAAGGGCUUGGAAGAGCAGCGACAGUGACAUCCGACAUCAAAAAUGGGCCCAUCGUGGUUGUUUUACCUUGCAUACAUUAUCGCUGAUGGAUUAUCAUCUGAACCCCAACAAAACGACUUAAAAAGCGAUGCCGAAUUCAUAAAACAUGCCUUGCCCAUCGGAAAUACAUCAGGAAUUGCCGAUAUUUUAAGCCAUAGAUUGUACGACCAGCGACUUGAGAUUGCCCAUCAGUUUCAACUGAAAUAUGGAAAGUUCUUAAAGGAAGAAUUAGCGAGUCACGCUGGGGACGAAAUGAAACACCUGCUCUUUGCUUUAGUUGUACCAACCCCUGUCUUCUACGCCACAGAACUACAUAAUGCCAUUAUGGGAAUUGGCACCAAUGAAAACGUGAUAAUUGAGAUUCUUUGCACUUUGACCAAUAGCGAAAUGUGGGCUGUUAUUGACGCUUACGAGGCUGAAUUCCAGCACAAGCUAAUUGAUGACAUCAAAGGUGAUACCAGUGGAGACUUCAAACACUUGUUAGUUGCCAUACUUCAAGCAAACCGUGACGACAGUGGAGCUACCAAUAAGGCACAAGCCGCCGCUGACGCUCUACACCUUCACAAAGCAGGUCUGGAUAAAAUAGGCACCGAUGAGAAGGUCUUCUACGACAUUUUGGGCACGCGCAACCACAAUCAGUUGAAAUUAAUCUGCGACGAAUACAAGCACCUGUCUGGGCACGAUCUCGAGUACGCCAUAGAAAAGGAGUUUUCGGGACACGCAAAAGACGGGCUCUUGGCAAUUGUCGCCACCGCCAGGAAUCUUCCGGCGUACUUUGCCGAACAGUUACAUCAUUGCAUGACUGCCGGUGAGCGGAAGAACGAACAACUGGUCAGGAUUUUGGUUCCCAGAGUUAAAGUAGUCGACACCAUCAUGCAGGAGUACUCCAAAGCCUACGGUAGGGAUUUGAAGACCGAUAUUUCUGAACACACCAAGGGGGUGUUUAAGGAAAGCAUACUUAGACAUAUUCAUUGAUGAAGUAAUGUAUCCACACCAUAAAAACAAUUAAUUUGUACACAUAAUACAUUGGUUGAUUUUGGUAAUAUAAAUUUGUGGUAUUUGCUAA
Messenger RNA from Photinus pyralis (common eastern firefly), 1179 nucleotides. RefSeq names its product annexin B9-like. The transcript has 6 exons. The record is from RefSeq and is a predicted model, not a curated record. Gene Ontology annotation, molecular function: calcium ion binding; calcium-dependent phospholipid binding. Bases 117 to 1088 code for a protein of 323 amino acids. Gene Ontology annotation, cellular component: cytoplasm. NCBI's taxonomy places the organism in Eukaryota, Metazoa, Arthropoda, Insecta, Coleoptera, Lampyridae.